Hyaena hyaena (striped hyena) is the source of this 2170-nucleotide messenger RNA. RefSeq names its product deoxyribonuclease 1 like 3 (gene DNASE1L3). Gene Ontology annotation, cellular component: nucleus. Gene Ontology annotation, molecular function: DNA nuclease activity. Lineage: Eukaryota; Metazoa; Chordata; Mammalia; Carnivora; Hyaenidae. The coding region runs from base 119 to 1033 and encodes 304 amino acids. The transcript has 8 exons. The record is from RefSeq and is a predicted model, not a curated record. Gene Ontology annotation, biological process: apoptotic DNA fragmentation; programmed cell death involved in cell development.
GGAAUCCAGUAAUUCCUGUUAUCUGCAGGCUUUAUAAGUCAGCUGAGCCUCAAGAGGUGGCCUAGUGCCUGCACGCCAGACACCGCUGUCCUCUCGCUGCGGCCAGAAGAGCACCAGGAUGCCUCAGCCACGGACCUUCCUCCUGCUUCUCCUCCUUUCCAUCAGCAGUGCCCUGGCCCUGAAGAUCUGCUCCUUUAACGUGAGGUCCUUCGGGGAGGCCAAGAAGGCAAACAAGAAUGCCAUGGAUGUCAUCGUGAAGGUCAUCAAACGCUGUGAUAUCAUACUCCUGAUGGAGAUCAAGGACAGCAACAACAUUAUCUGUCCCAUGCUGAUGGAGAAACUAAAUGGAAAUUUAAGAAGAGGCAUAAUGUACAACUAUGUGAUUAGCUCUCGCCUUGGAAGAAACACGUAUAAAGAGCAGUAUGCCUUUCUGUACAGGGAAAAGCUAGUGUCUGUGAAGAAACGCUACCUCUACCAUGACUAUCAGGCUGGAGACACAGAUGUAUUUUCCAGGGAACCUUUCGUGGUCUGGUUCCAGUCACCCCACACCGCUGUCAAGGACUUCGUGAUUGUCCCCCUGCACACCACCCCUGAGACAUCCGUUAAAGAAAUUGAUGAGCUGGCUGAUGUCUAUGUGGAUGUGAAACGCCGUUGGAAGGCGGAGAAUUUCAUUUUCAUGGGUGACUUCAACGCUGGCUGUAGCUAUGUCCCCAAGAAGGCCUGGAAGAACAUCCGCUUGAGGACGGACCUCGGGUUUGUUUGGCUAAUAGGGGACCAAGAGGACACCACAGUCAAGAAGAGCACCAGCUGUGCAUAUGACAGGAUCGUGCUUCGAGGACAAGACAUUGUCAACUCUGUUGUUCGCAAAUCAAACAGCACCUUUGACUUCCAGAAAGCUUAUGGGUUGACGGAAGAGGAGGCCUUGGAUGUCAGCGACCACUUUCCAGUUGAAUUUAAACUACAGUUUUCAAGGGCCUUCACCAACAGCAAAAAAUCUCUCUCUCCAAGGAAGAAAAAGACCCGUCCCUCCUAGAUACAGCAGUGCCACUAUAUUAACCAUUUCUUGCCUCUAAAGAAAACAGCUCUAAUGGGUAUGAACUGCUGCUUGCACUCAGGAAACAAGACUGGUCCAACUGCUUUCAUUUUUCAACUUGAAUUUAAUCUGACUUGAGUCAAAUUGGGAGGGCAGUCUUCUCUUACCUUCUUGUGCUCAUCCCUCCCCGACUUCCCUAAAAGGAAACUGGGGGCCUUUGUAGUUCAAAAGGAUAGGCUUCACAUCCCGAGCCAGGACCCCAAUCAGCGUCAGUGCCUCUGCUCAGCCCUGUCCUGAAAGAGGCUGCAGGGGGAGGAGCAUGUCAGUUUUCAGUCUUCACAAAGGGACCCUACGCCACGGGAAAUGACCAGAGAGGCCACGGCCCCAACCACACCCUAUGAUUUGGGCAAUUAUCUGUUUGAGGAACCUGUCCCCUCCUGUCCAAGGUCAGGAUGGUGAUCACAUCUCACAGGGAUGAAGAAUGAAGGCCAUCCCACCUGGCCUCCCUGCCUCCAAAUUAUCCUCCGACUGAGCCAGCCCAGUAACUGCCAGUGCCAUCCUUUGAAAUUCGAUUCUGACCACAGCCCACUAGCAUGUCCCACUCCCGCUUCCAUAUCCUGGGGGGGCUCAACCCACCAUCUGGAGAGAGCUCCAGAGUUUUCGGAUGCCCACGAGGGUCUGUAUUUUCUGGCGUAACAUGUCAGCCUCACCUCCAUCCCACCUUGCUCUGUGUGCGCAGCAUGACCGCCCCUCCGCUGCGCGGCCCCAAGCCUCCCUCCUCCUGGGCUUCCAGAAGGCCAGCUGGCUGGCAGAGGCUCAGGAUUUUGUUAUCAUCCUGCAACCGAAGAGUUACGGAGGACUCCUGCCCGCACCAUGUUACCUGUAUCCAUGGCGACCAUUGUUGCUUGUUUUACUUUGCUUUCCUGUGCAUUGCUUUUGUUCAAGUGGUACCUGAACGUGGCUAAAUAUGCCAGCAGUACUGAAGAAUAAGUGGAGGCAAGAAAUGCUGCCCUGCCCACCCACUCUUUUCCUGCCUCAGAAGCAACCCCCUCUUACCAGUUUAUGCUCCCUCCCAAGAGAAUCUGUGCAUAAAUAAGCACCACAUGUAACCUGGAAAUAUAGAGUGUAUUGUGCAUG